Messenger RNA from Larimichthys crocea (large yellow croaker), 1726 nucleotides. It is a transcript of the gene ruvbl1, whose product is annotated as RuvB-like AAA ATPase 1. NCBI's taxonomy places the organism in Eukaryota, Metazoa, Chordata, Actinopteri, Sciaenidae. The transcript is spliced from 11 exons. Gene Ontology annotation, molecular function: ATP hydrolysis activity; ATP-dependent activity, acting on DNA; ATP binding. The record is from RefSeq and is a predicted model, not a curated record. Bases 145 to 1515 code for a protein of 456 amino acids.
UCCCUAGUAACCCACAUGGUAACCGAGUUCCCUGUGUUUUGAGUUUCGGCGGUAAGACGUUAUCCGAGGCACGGGAGGCUUUUUCUUCACCGUGAGCUUUGCUUCAGGGUUUUUACUUCACAUCUCUGUAAAGUAAGUGUAAUUAUGAAGAUCGAGGAGGUAAAAAGCACCACGAAGACCCAGCGGAUCGCCUCUCACAGUCACGUCAAAGGACUCGGGCUAGACGAGGCCGGCAAUGCUAAACAGUCAUCAUGUGGUCUGGUCGGCCAGGAGGCUGCCAGAGAGGCUUGUGGCAUCAUUGUCGAGCUGAUCCGUUCAAAAAAGAUGUCAGGACGGGCAGUGCUACUAGCAGGACCGCCCGGUACAGGAAAGACUGCCCUCGCCUUGGCUGUAGCACAGGAGUUGGGAAACAAGGUGCCUUUCUGCCCGAUGGUAGGGAGUGAGGUCUACUCAUCUGAGAUUAAAAAAACUGAAGUCCUGAUGGAAAAUUUCAGGAGGGCCAUUGGACUGCGUAUCAAAGAAACAAAGGAGGUGUAUGAAGGGGAGGUGACUGAGCUGACCCCCUGUGAGACGGAGAAUCCCAUGGGUGGCUACGGAAAAACCAUCAGCCACGUCAUCAUCGGUCUGAAGACGGGCAAAGGCACAAAGCAGCUCAAGCUGGACCCCAGUAUUUAUGAGAGCCUUCAGAAAGAGCGUGUGGAAGUGGGAGAUGUCAUCUACAUUGAAGCCAACAGUGGAGCUGUCAAGAGACAAGGUCGCUGUGACACCUUUGCUACAGAGUUUGACCUGGAGGCAGAGGAAUAUGUGCCGCUGCCCAAAGGCGACGUCCACAAAAAGAAGGAGAUAGUCCAAGAUGUCACACUGCACGACCUGGAUGUUGCAAAUGCCAGACCCCAGGGAGGCCAGGACAUUCUCUCCAUGAUGGGACAGCUGAUGAAGCCCAAAAAGACAGAAAUCACAGACAAGCUGCGUGCUGAGAUCAACAAGGUGGUGAACCGCUACAUUGACCAAGGCGUAGCCGAGCUCGUACCCGGCGUGCUGUUUGUGGACGAGGUGCACAUGCUGGACAUCGAAUGCUUCACGUACCUUCACAGAGCGCUCGAGAGCACCAUCGCCCCCAUCGUUGUGUUCGCCUCAAACAGGGGGAACUGCUUAAUCAGGGGGACAGAGGACAUCUGCUCUCCACACGGCAUCCCUCUGGACCUGCUGGACAGAGUCAUGAUCAUACGCACCAUGUUGUACACACCACAGGAGAUGAAGCAGAUCAUCAAGAUCCGCGCUCAGACCGAGGGGAUCAAUAUCAGCGAGGAGGCUCUUUCACACUUGGCAGAGAUCGGUACCAAGACCACCCUCAGGUACGCUGUACAGCUCCUGACGCCGGCCAGUCUGCUGGGCCGUGUUCAGGGUAAAGAAUCCGUGGAGAGGGAGCAGGUAGAAGAAAUCAACGAGCUGUUCUACGAUGCCAAGUCUUCGGCCAAAAUCCUCCAAGAUCAACAUCACAAGUUUAUGAAAUAAAACCGAAUUUCUACUUUUUCAACUCACAGGGCUGCUCACACUGCGUUCUCAGUCAGUUGUUCCAUGCUUUGUGUCCUUUGCAUUUACCCACUGGUUCAGUCUCACUCAUGUCCAUGCCCCAUGUACUGUAGUAGUUUUGUUCUAAUAAAUUUUUAUCCAUUUGUUUUGUUGAUGAGAAUAAUUUUUUGAAUAAAAAAAAGGAAAAACACAA